AUGGACCCCUUCCCGCGCUUCGAGCUCUCCCGCCUCGACUUCCGCCUCGACGACAUCGCCUCGCUCCCGAGCUACCAGCUCGCCCUCGUCAAGUUCCACCCACUCGCCCAGCCCGAGCACCACCUUCGCGCCGAGCUCUCCUUUGUCAAGCGCCGUGUCGCGGCCCGCGAGCGCGGCGACGAGGUCGGCCUCGACGAGGCGCGUGCCACGCUCAAGGCGCUCGAGCGCGCGAGGGCGGUACUCGAGCGGGCGAGGACCGAGAAGCGGGCCAGCAUGAAGGACGCAGAAGUGCAGACGGACGGCGGCGGGGCGCAGGCGGGCCAGGAGGCUGGGCGAGGCGGUCGGCGCUCCUUCGACCCGACCGACGCCGGCGCAAUCGCUGGACCGUCCAUCGCGCCUCGGUACCCCGUCAGCUCUCUCACCGCCCCCGACCGCACCCAGCCCUCGUCGAGCACGACGCCGUUCUCGCCGCCACCUUCUCAGCCCAACCUCGCACCGCCCGGGCCCUACUUCGACUUUGACCAGCUCGACACGGGCGCCUUCUGCACCGCACCGCUGCACAUCGUCCGCCUCGGCAACCUCCCCGAGCACGUCACGCCCGCCCUCAUCCUCGCCUUCCUCCUCGCCCGCCGCCCUCGCGACUCGUUCCCUCGCCCGCUCGCCAUCCGCAAGGCGACGCACAGCACGGGCGCCAUCAUGCUCGCGUUCCGCGACGCCCCCGCCGCCCUCGAGGUCGCGCAGCGCCUGCAGGGCAUGACGCUCCCGCUCACGGGCGGCGCCAAGAUCGCGGCGCAAGUCGUCGCGAGCAACGGGUGCCAGUUCCGGCGUGGCUCGCUCAGCGCCGAGGUCCAGAUGGCGUGGACCGGGACGGGCGCGCUACCCGCCGGCGCGAGGUGGGUCGGGCUCGAGCCGCCGCCGGCCAAGGGCGUCAGGGUGAGCAGGGCGUACGAGGACGAGUGGCGCGCCAUCAUGUCGGACAUGAACGCCGAGCGGGACCGAGUGCGCCGCCAGCAGCAGGAGGCCCAAGCGUGGCGGGACGAGUCCGAGCAGCGCAGGUCGAGGGAGCGGUCCGAGUCGGUGCAGACGCACUGCAGCGAGUGCGGGCGCGACCAGCAGAACCUGGACCGCGACGGCUGCAGGUGCAACGACUGCCAGGAGGGCUUCUUCCUCGAGUACUCGGCGAGGAAGCGCGCGAGGUACUACUGAGGCGGGCCGUGCGAGGCGUGCAACGACUUUGCUUGCUUGAU
Rhodotorula graminis WP1 is the source of this 1247-nucleotide messenger RNA. RefSeq lists its product as uncharacterized. Lineage: Eukaryota; Fungi; Basidiomycota; Microbotryomycetes; Sporidiobolales; Sporidiobolaceae. Bases 1 to 1206 code for a protein of 401 amino acids. The record is from RefSeq and is a predicted model, not a curated record. The transcript has 2 exons.